AUGACUGAGGAUUACGUAAACAUUCCUUCGCGGUGUGAUACACCCGUACCUAUAGCCAGAAAUGACAUACAGAGCUUAUUAAAUGAUUCCUCGGACAUGGAUGUCAUUGAUGACGAUCUUAAUAAUAAAAAAAAGGAACAGUCGAAAGCGGAAAAGAGAGAAAGAGAAGAAAGCACUGAAGAAGAAGAAGGUUGGAAAGAAGUUAAAGCUACCAAAAAAAAGACUCGCCAUGAUAGUAGAAAUUCCGCGAAAGAGGAAAAAAAUGAAAUAUAUGUUUCACAUAAAGAACGUCUCCCGAAACAGUUUGCAAUGGCACGUAUUUUAAAAGAAAAUAAUAUCACCGCAAUAAGAGAAGUUAAAUAUAUAAGUCCUUUUAAAAUACGGUUUGCUUUUGAUACUGAAUUGGCUGCUCAGAACUUCUUUAUGUGUGAGAAACUAUUGGAGAGAGGGUGGAGAUUUCAGAAAGCUAUGGAACUGUCCAUCUGUUAUGGUGUAAUUAAAGAUGUAGACCUGGAAUUCAGCGAAGACGAAAUCCUUAAAAAUAUUUCUUGCCAAGCACCCGCAAAGCUUCUAAGUCUUAAAAGGCUUGACCGUCGCAACAGGGCUGAAGGAGGUUGGUGUCCCAGCGAAACCCUUCGACUGUGUUUUGAAGGUGAUAAUCUUCCGACGUCAGUUCGAGUGUUUGACAUGAAUAUUAAAGUUUUGCCGUACAUUCACCAAGUAUCACAAUGUUCACAGUGUUGGAGAAUGGGACAUGUCAGAAAAAUGUGCCCGUCCAAAAAUGUUAUUUGCCCAAAAUGUGGUGGCCAUCACGAAAAUUGUGAUACAUCAAUGUUUUGUUGUGUCAAUUGUAAAGGAAACCAUAUUUCGCUUAGUAAGUCAUGUCCAGUUUAUAAGAAGGAGAGAAGGCUCAGAGAAAUUAUGUCCGAGUUUGGGUGUACAUAUCGAAAAGCCUUAGAAUGUUACGUCCCACCCGAAAAUCAGACCCCUUCCGUUGCUAACUUCCGUCCUCAAGCCUCGGUAAGCUUAGAAAACCGUUUCUCCUCAACCCCAAUUGAAGACAUUCCAGUAAAUUCUCGGAAACCUACUUUUGCCGAAAUUAUUAAAACGAAGGCCACAAUACAUGCCAAACAAUCUCCUAACCCGAUUACUAAGGAUAAUGUUUCCUCUAUGCCUAAAACACAAGCACAAAAAAACAAAAAGAAACCGCCUAAAGAAGACUGGAUGUUUUGGCAUGCAGAUGCUGACGAGAAAGACGAUCAUCAAUUACCUGUUGAGGAGGAAGGGAAUGAUGAACGUCCUUCAUUCAAAGAAUUGUUGUCCAGACUCAAGGAAGUGAUUUAUCUGAACAAUUUAGCCACUUAUACGGACCCAGCAUGUGGCCGUCAAGGACGUGGUGGCAAGACACAGUUGAAACCGUUCAAGUGCUUGAGCUUCAGUCUCAAAAAAAGAGAGGUGGUUGGUGACGAUGUCUGCGCAACAGCUGCAGCGGCGCGCGGUCCGGCUCACGCUCGACACCCGCGCUUUUCUCUCGCACACGCGAAGUAUACGCAAUCAAUUGAAAUUCCCGCGUUCACGUAG
Molecule: messenger RNA, 1581 nt
Organism: Spodoptera littoralis (African cotton leafworm)
Lineage: Eukaryota; Metazoa; Arthropoda; Insecta; Lepidoptera; Noctuidae
Source: the annotation of a GenBank genome assembly